UUUGUUCAAAUAUUGUUGAAAAUGACCUCGCCGCUGGAGAAUUUGGAAACCCAACUAGAAAUGUUUAUCGAGAACGUGCGCCAGAUACGUAUAAUUGUGAGCGAUUUUCAGCCACAGGGUCAAAACGUACUCAAUCAAAAAAUCAACAGUUUGGUGACCGGUCUGCAGGAAAUUGAUAAAUUGCGUCCACAAGUGCAGGAUGUUUAUGUGCCUUUCGAGGUGUUCUUCGAUUACAUUGAUCAAGAUAAAAAUCCGCAACUCUACACGAAGGACUGUGUGGAAAAGGCGCUCGCUAAGAAUGAGGAAGUAAAAGGCAAAAUCGAAAGCCUGAAAAAGUUCAAAGCAAAUCUGCUAAUGGAAUUGUACAAAACAUUUCCCACAGAGAUGAACAACUAUCGAGCGUACAGAAAAGACUCAAUUUAAACAACGCAAAAAAAAAAUUAAUUAAAAGUACUUUUUAUAUAUAUACAUACAAAAA
This is a messenger RNA of Drosophila grimshawi, 478 nucleotides long. RefSeq names its product mediator of RNA polymerase II transcription subunit 10 (gene MED10). The transcript is spliced from 2 exons. Gene Ontology annotation, cellular component: mediator complex; chromatin. Gene Ontology annotation, molecular function: transcription coregulator activity. NCBI's taxonomy places the organism in Eukaryota, Metazoa, Arthropoda, Insecta, Diptera, Drosophilidae. Gene Ontology annotation, biological process: positive regulation of transcription by RNA polymerase II. The record is from RefSeq and is a predicted model, not a curated record. The coding region runs from base 22 to 423 and encodes 133 amino acids.